This is a messenger RNA of Polypterus senegalus (gray bichir), 2513 nucleotides long. RefSeq names its product cystine/glutamate transporter-like. The record is from RefSeq and is a predicted model, not a curated record. Gene Ontology annotation, biological process: amino acid transmembrane transport. Gene Ontology annotation, cellular component: membrane. The transcript has 12 exons. NCBI's taxonomy places the organism in Eukaryota, Metazoa, Chordata, Cladistia, Polypteriformes, Polypteridae. The coding region runs from base 65 to 1480 and encodes 471 amino acids. Gene Ontology annotation, molecular function: L-amino acid transmembrane transporter activity.
GAAAGAGGAGGGGUGAUAAAGUGACCAAAAACACUGUUAGCAUAGAGAGUAGCUUCAUUCAGAAAUGGCAAGCACAGAAACUGUUUACUUAAGGAAAAAAGUGAAUCUCCUAGGAGCUGUGUGCCUUAUUGUAGGCACAGUGGUGGGAAGCGGGAUUUUCAUUGCUCCAAAAGGUGUCUUGAAAAACUCUGGCAAUGUGGGCCUGUCUCUUGUCGUCUGGUUUGCCACAGGAAUUUUCUCCACAUUUGGAGCGCUCUGCUAUGCUGAGUUAGGUACAAGCAUUAAGAAGUCUGGUGGGCAUUACAUUUAUCUAUUAGAAACCUUGGGACCCUUGCCAGCAUUUCUUCGCCUCUGGGCAGAAUUUAUCAUGAUCCGGCCUGCUGUCUCAUCUGUGGUGUCUUUGGCAUUUGGCCGGUACAUUGUUGAACCUUUCUUCAACCCCUGUCCAGCACCCGAAGUACUCGUUAAAAUGCUCAGCAUAAUGGGAUUCUCCUUUGUUGUUGCUGUAAACUGCUGGAGUGUGAACUGGACCUCACGAUUACAAAUACUGCUGACAUCCAUCAAGCUGGGGGCCUUGGUUUUAAUUAUUGUGCCAGGAAUGAUCAAGCUUUCUUCAGGGCAAACUGAAAAUUUCCACAAAGCCUUUGACACCAGUUCCCUGACACUGGACAAGUUACCUUUGGCUGUUUAUGCAGGACUCUAUGCCUACGCAGGAUGGUUUUAUUUGAAUUUUGUUACUGAAGAAGUCAUCAAUCCCAAAAGAAACAUCCCUCUUUCGAUUAUAUUGUCCAUGGUAACAGUGACGAUUGCUUAUGUGUUGACGAACAUUUCAUACUACACAGUGAUGACUUCUCAAGAUGUUUUGGAAUCAAAUGCUGUGGCUGUGACUUUUGCUGACAGGGCACUCCAAGGUUUCUCCUCUGUCAUUCCUAUCCUUGUCGCUAUGUCCUGUUUGGGAGCUGUGAUGGGAGGCUACUUUGCUGGUCCCAGGAUGCUGUUUUCUGGCUCCAGGGAGGGACAGUGGCCCGUUCUCUUUGCCAUGAUUCACAUUCGAAGGCACACUCCUCUGCCGGCACUGCUUCUAAUGUACCCCAUGGUGGUCUUCAUGAUCUUGGCUGGUGAACUCUUUGGACUUGUAAAUUUUUACAGCUUUGCUCGAUGGUUGUUUAUUGGCUUGACUACUAUGGGCCUCAUGGUUCAUCGAUAUCGAAAUCCCGAUCUUCCACGUCCUUUUAAGGUAUAUCUAUUCGUCCCUGCUGUAUUCACCGUUGUAUGCUUUUUCAUUGUGGGGAUGUCCCUUUACUCUGAUCCAGUCAACACAGGCAUCAGCUUUGCCCUCACUCUGACUGGUAUCCCAGUUUAUUUCCUUGUGGUUAAGAAGCAGAGACUACCUUUAUGCGUCAUCAGAGCUUUUCACAUCCUCACUAAGAAGCUACAGAUUCUCUUGGAAGUGAUGCCACAGGAGGUGCAAACCUACUAAAUCUUGAGCUGAUCAAAACUUUACUUUCAAAACUGAAAUGGGCUUUAAAUAAUACUGUUGGUGUACCAUACAUUCCACAAGAUUUUAUUUUAAAUUUUUAAACAUGCUUUUAAGUAUUAAUGACAAUCACUGUGAAGUAAAAAAUACAAAGAAAAUAUAGCUGACUAAAUUGUGCAGACAGCACACCUUAAGGAGUGACAUUGUAUUUUUGUUAAACAUUCACUGAAAACCAAUAAAUCAAAUUUUCUAAAUGAGAAUAAAAGUAAUUGUGGACCAUGAACCAAUUUCUGCAUUACUCCAUCCCUCCAUCCUCCCAUUCCAUAGAUGAGGCACAGUGCCAAAUGAAUGCUGAGAAUGCAAUUCAGCUCCAUAUACAUAUUGUCAAACACGGUAGCUUUGUGAGCGUCUCACCGGGACUAGUUUAAAUGUGAAGCAGGGGACUGGGGAGAAGGUUAAACUGCCUAAAAUAAGGACUUCCAUUCCCAUUCCCAGGAGAGAUGAGGUCCCACCCAGAGACACCUGACCUCACCUCUGGCCCUCACUGACUCCACCCUUUCAACUCCCUUAAGGACUUCUUCAUAUGGACAAGAGCAAUGCUGAGGGAUCCAGGUCUGAUAGCGCAGCCUUUACCCCUUUCUUUCCUGAGACUUAAGUGUCUUUGCAUAAUACUGCACAACGGGGAAAUCCUGAAGGACUGGAAAAUGGCAAAUAUUUUCCCAUUAUAUAACAAAGGCGAUCAGGCAGAUUCAGGCAACUACUGUAUAGGCCAGUAAGCUUAAAUUAAUGGAAGGAAUGAUGAAUUAUUACACCCAAAGCUGUACAUUUUCUUGUCUCAUUCUUACAAUAUGAUUACAAACAUUUUCUAUUGUGACUUUAAACAAUAGUUAAGUGAGAUCCAAAAUUACAGACAGUUACCUCUAUAGUGUAUAAAUCUCCACUUCAACAUCAACCCCUAACCUCACUAAAUAGCUUACCUUAAUACUAGAAGUAUCAAAAAUAAAACAAGUGAGUUGUUUUAUAUAUAUAGUAUAUA